AGAGAGAGAGAGAGAGAGAGAGAGAGAGAGAGAGAGACUUGAGAAAUCCAGGUGUUGGAAUGCAUUUGUAAGCACUGUCAUCUAAAUAUUUGUUUAUAGCCUGAACAAGACCAUCUGCAACUGUAUUAAUAUACAUUAUUUGUUUAAUGUCAUAUCACCCUUAUUUCACCUUUAUUUCACCUUAAUUUCACCUUUAUUUAACCUAUAUUUAACCAGGUUGGCCAGUUGAGAACAAGUUCUCAUUUACAACUGCGACCUGGCCAAGAUAAAUCAAAGCAGUGUGAUACAAACAGCAACUCAGAGUUACACAUUGGAUAAACAAACAUACAGUCAAUAACGCAAUAUAAUUUUUUUAUAUACAGUGUGUGCAAAUGAGGUAAGGAGGUAAGGAAAUAACUCGGCCAAUAGUGUAAUUACAAUUUAGCAAUUUACACUGGAGUGAUAUGCUUUCAUUCUAAAAUACUAACUGACUUGGAGGGGAGAUGCUAGUCUAUCAUGCUAACAGUCUAACUGACUUAGAGGAGAGAUGCUAGGCUAUCAUGCUAACAGUCUAACUGACUUAGAGGGGAGAUGCUAGGCUAUCAUGCUAACAGUCUAACUGACUUAGAGGAGAGAUGCUAGGCUAUCAUGCUAACAGUCUAACUGACUUAGAGGAGAGAUGCUAGGCUAUCAUGCUAACAGUCUAACUGACUUAGAGGGGAGAUGCUAGGCUAUCAUGCCAACAGUCUAACUGACUUGUUUAUUUCUGUCUGCAGGUGAAGCAACCAACCCAAACACACACACAUAGUGUCAGCAUCUCUGGGAGUGUGUGUGUGUGUGCAUCUGAGAUCGGGAUGCCUUGGAGGGGGCUUGCCUGGUGGACCCCCCACUGACCUCCCCAGAAAACGCCCACUACCCCACCCCCAACCGUUACCCUUCUACCUCCACCCCGGCCUCAGCAUGGCUGGUCUAGUGCUGAAUGAGACAGGCAUGGAGGACUGUGGGAUAGAUGACAGCUUUAAGUAUGACCUGUACAGCGUGGUCUACAGCGUGGUGUUUGUCCUGGGGCUCUGCACCAACUGUGCUGCUCUCUUUGUGUUCUGCUUCCGGAUGAAGCUACGCAACGAGACAACGCUGUUCAUGACUAACCUGGCGUUGUCAGACCUUGUGUUUGUGUUCACACUGCCCUUCAAGGUCUACUACAACGUCAACCGACACUGGCCCUUUGGAGAUGAACUUUGCAAGGUAUCAGGAACAGCGUUCAUCACCAACAUCUACGGUUCCAUGUUGUUCCUCACCUGCAUCAGCGUGGACCGCUUUCUGGCCAUCGUCUACCCCUUCCGCUCACGCUCAGUCCGCACGAGGAGGAACGCAGGCCUGGUGUGUGCUGCGGUCUGGCUCACCAUCGUGGGUGGAGGGAUAUCGGUCACCUUCUUUUCCACGAUCAACCAGGCGAACCGCGCCACGGCCUGCUUCGAGGGAUUCUCCAAGAGCACCUGGAAGACAUACCUGUCUAAGAUCACUAUCUUUAUAGAGAUCGUAGGUUUUCUCCUCCCACUCCUAACCAACCUGGUGUGUUCCUCUCUGGUGCUGAGAACCCUCCGUCGCCCAGGGACCAUCGGCCACGGCUGCAACAGCAAGCGCCGGGUGCUCCGUAUGAUCCUCGUCCACUUGGCCAUCUUCAUCAUCUGCUUCGUCCCCUACAACUCCAUCCUCUUCCUAUAUGCCAUGGUGCGGACCCAGGCUCUGGCCAACUGUAACCUUGAGAGGUUUGUCCGGACGCUGUACCCCAUCACCCUGUGUCUGGCCACCCUCAACUGCUGCCUAGACCCAGUGGUGUACUACUUUACAUCUGAGUCCUUCCAGAAGAGUCUCACCACAGGGGGGAAGGGAGGGGUCCGGGCUGAGAGCAUCCCCCGCAGCGACACACACCUGAGUAGUGAGGCAGAGACGCAGCAGGACACAGGGACAAUGACCAGGGAUGGGAGACCGUGGAGAGACACACGGGACUGGACAGUCACCAGGAGAGACUCACAAGAAGCAUCACUCACUAGAAACACCCAGGACGCAUAUGCUCUCGCCAGCAAUGGGAAAGAUACGGGAGUGAAUGAGACUCAGUUCUGACACUACGGGUGAGAGAGAAAUAAAAAGAGAGAGAGAGAUGGAGAAAGAGAGCGAGGGGACAGUUCAGGAUGGAGAAAUCAGGUUUCUGAGUUUAAGCCCUAGUUCAAAGCCACUGUAUCCCCGCUCCAAACAAAAAAAUAUGUCACUUUCUCUUUGGAAGAGCAGGGAUUGAAUGCCGUCUGAAACAAUGCAGUGUGCCCCGUCAAAAAGUCUGAUGAUAGUUCGGGAGUCUCUGCCGCUCUUUUGGCAUAGUGCAGGUGAAGCCUUCCUGCAGCUCGCCUGAGCAGUUCUUCCACUGUCAGGAGAAAUGGUAAUGCAUAUCAAUAUAUGUUAAUUGCAUGCAAAUAAAGGUUGCUUUGCUACCACACCCACAACAGAAAGACAAUCAUGGUCUCAGAUUCGCAGGUAGAGGACUUCUGUGAGAUGUUGCUGUUAUGUCUGAAUUCAACACUUUACCAAUGAUGAAGUCUGUUACAGUGUUGAGAUUGGUUGACUGGGUGAAUAGGGUCAAUAUCAGGGGAUAUCUUUAUCUUUGUAUUUCCGGAUAGCUGACUGGCUCGAUUAGGUCAUAUGUAGCAACAUU
This is a messenger RNA of Oncorhynchus gorbuscha (pink salmon), 2686 nucleotides long. Its product is annotated as lysophosphatidic acid receptor 4-like. Gene Ontology annotation, cellular component: membrane. The transcript is spliced from 4 exons. The record is from RefSeq and is a predicted model, not a curated record. Gene Ontology annotation, molecular function: lysophosphatidic acid receptor activity. NCBI's taxonomy places the organism in Eukaryota, Metazoa, Chordata, Actinopteri, Salmoniformes, Salmonidae. Bases 940 to 2103 code for a protein of 387 amino acids. Gene Ontology annotation, biological process: phospholipase C-activating G protein-coupled receptor signaling pathway; positive regulation of Rho protein signal transduction.